AGCGCCAUAGAACAGAUGGGCAUGGAAGUGCAACAGCUGGAGGAGAGCUUCGUGGGCCGAGUAUUCAGCGGCAUCAAGCAGUUUGCCCAUCUGCGACACCUGCACUUGGAUUGGCCGCAGUGGCUGCGAUUUAUGCGAAAAGAGGUGGCCUCAGCGUGGCAGAAACACGCGCAGGAACUACGACCGUAUUUACCCUCUAAGAUCGAUUUUGUGGAGGCCUGCAAGGCUAUAUAUAUCCUGAUCGAUGUCUAUGGGUUGUCCGUCGGUGACUUUUCCCAUGGUCUGAUCAAUGGAAAGCAAUACAAAUCGAAAAGAUUCGGUGCAAUGGACUGUUUUGCUCUAGCCCGACAUGGCUUUGAGCGGAGAUACUUUGACCUGGCCGAAGCUUGGUUUGAGGCCAUCGCGCUGACCUCCGACAAUGAUGAGAUCACACGGGUGUUGGGCUACAGUUGUGAUCUUGUUCUGCAGCUCUACGCCAGAAACCUUUUGAACAUGAACAAGAAGAAGCUCGCUUUAACAGUGCUGCAACGGGCUUCGACCCUUGGAAUCGAUGACCAGAGCAUCCUUCGCCAAUUGGAGCUCUUGGAGAGAGGCGAUCUGAAGCCGACACAAGGAACAAGGCAGUUAAAGAUGAUCAAUUUCGAGCACUAUGUCAGGGGAUGGCUGGCCCCCUUCAAAGUGGAGCCCCUCAGCCAGGACCCGUACAUUGCCAUGUAUCACGAUGUGAUCUAUGACAGCGAGAUUGAGGAACUCAAGCGCAAUGCUUUCCCAGAUAUGGAGCGCAGCAAAGUCUACACUUACUCGGACGAGGACAGUAAGACCACUGGUCGCUCCUCCAUGGGCGCCUUUCAAACCGACCACCAAUACAAGGCCGUGACAAAGGUCAAUCGCCGUGUAAUGCACAUGACCGGUUUCGAAGUGUUCGCAGAUGGAUCUUCUGAUGAAUUGCUGGUUCUCAACUACGCCACUGCCGCACAGUACUGACUACUUUGG
Molecule: messenger RNA, 993 nt
Organism: Drosophila miranda
Lineage: Eukaryota; Metazoa; Arthropoda; Insecta; Diptera; Drosophilidae
Product: prolyl 4-hydroxylase subunit alpha-2-like
Exons: 4
Coding region: 16-984 (322 amino acids)
Cellular component (GO): endoplasmic reticulum
Molecular function (GO): protein binding; procollagen-proline 4-dioxygenase activity
Source: RefSeq, a predicted model, not a curated record